AUGCCUCCCUCUCCCCUGGACGACAGGAUUGUGGUGGCGCUGCCCAGGCCGAGCCGACCUCAGGAGCUAACUCUGUCCCUGGAUUCCAGUUACCUGGACACCUUCAGCAGCGGCGAGCACACGGUCAUCAGCACCACAGUGGUGACCAUCCGGGCCACGUAUAUGCCCUCUUCCAAGGGCUCCACGCGCUCUCUGUCGUGUGGAUGUAGCAGUGCCAGCUGCUGCUCUGUCACCACCUAUGAGCGGGACAGUCCCAGUCUGAGCCACAGCAGCCCAAACCUCUCGUACGCCGGGACGCCCAGCCCUCAGCUGCCCCCGCUUCGUAGCCAUGAGGCCCGCAGUGUGCCCAGUCUGGCCUCAGGGCUGGUCCCGCACACCCCCAAAGUUCUCCCCAGGGCCCUGCCCACAGCCCUGCCCAAGCUGCUGCCCUCUGUGCGCCUCAUGCACCCCAACGAACUGGCCAAGAGACUGAGCUGCUGCCCCCUGGGACACACCAUGGGCCCAGUCCCAGUCAUCAUCGACUGCAGGCCGUUCACGGAGUACAACAAGUGCCACAUCCACGGAGCCGUGCACAUCAACUGUUCAGACAAGAUGAGCCGGCGCCGGCUGCAGCAGGGGAAGAUCACCGUGCUGGACCUGCUCUCCUGCAGAGAGGACCAGGACGCCUUCAAGGGGCUGUUCUCCAAAGACAUCGUGGUUUAUGACGACAGCACCAUGGACCCACACCGCCUCAACCCGGCACAGCCACUACACGUGGUUCUGGAGUCCCUGCGCAGAGAGGGCAAGGACCCCAUGGUCCUCAGAGGAGGCCUGAGCUGUUUCCGCACGAGCCACGAGAACCUGUGCGAACACUCCCUGCACUUGGAGCCCUGCAGCUCUUCGUCCGGCCUCACGGCGGCGCUACCUCACCCCCUCCCCUCCGGGCCGGACCACAUGGAGCACACGGAGCCCACCCCUAUCCUGCCCUCGCUGUACUUGGGCAAUGAGCAGGACGCCCAGGACCUGAGGCUGCUGCAGCGGCUCCGCGUGGGCUUCAUCCUGAACGUCACCACGCACCUGCCGCUCUUCCACUACGACAGCGGGAUCUUUGUCUACAAGCGCCUCCCCGCCACCGACAGCAACAAGCAGAACCUACGGCAGUACUUCGAGGAGGCCUUCGAGUUCAUAGAGGAGGCGCAGCAGUCGGGCACGGGCCUCCUCAUCCACUGUCAGGCGGGCGUGUCGCGGUCCGCCACCAUUGUCAUUGCGUACCUGAUGAAGCACACCUGGAUGACCAUGGCGGACGCUUACAAGUACGUGAAGACGCGGAGGCCCAUCAUCUCGCCCAACCUCAACUUCAUGGGCCAGCUGCUGGAGUUUGAAGAGGACCUCAACAACGGCCUCACUCCACGGAUCCUGGCGCCCAAGCUCACGGGGGUGGAGACGGUCGUGUGA
Molecule: messenger RNA, 1434 nt
Organism: Knipowitschia caucasica
Lineage: Eukaryota; Metazoa; Chordata; Actinopteri; Gobiiformes; Gobiidae
Source: the annotation of a GenBank genome assembly